Molecule: messenger RNA, 680 nt
Organism: Lotus japonicus
Lineage: Eukaryota; Viridiplantae; Streptophyta; Magnoliopsida; Fabales; Fabaceae
Exons: 3
Coding region: 8-505 (165 amino acids)
Source: RefSeq, a predicted model, not a curated record
UAAUGGGAUGGGGAUUCCUGUUGAAUUAACUAGCUUUGUUGGGAGAUCUGCUCUUUUCAAGAUUGAGGUUAAAAAUUUCCAAGGUCAGAGGUUUGACAGGUCCAGAUUUGAGACUUCAUAUCGUGUAAAGCGUGUCUGCACUGAUCAAUCGAUUAUUGAGCAGUUCAAAACAUUGCAGUUAGAUAACAGUGUUGGUGCCUCUUCAAGUCGUUUGCUGCUCACCCCUCAGUCUACUCUGAAUCCAGAAGCUGUGAAGCAUGAGGAAUUAGCGAAGGAUUUGUUGGAAGACUUUGCUGUUGUGUCCAAUGAGAAAGCCACCCAAACUGAAGAAUCUUUGGAAGGUCCUGCGAAUCAACCUGCUAUGUCAUUGGAAUCUCCAGCGAUUGAUCUAGCUGGAAAUACUCAAGACAUCAUCAGUCCUAAGAGGAGUCCUUCACCUGAGAACGAUGGUGUGUUGGUUUUGACGGGCAGGAAGAAGAAGGUGUUUCCAAAGAUGAGGAAGUAGAAGAAUUGAGACCUAUCAUAUUGACGAUGCAGUUGUUUUAAAUGUAUUUGGUGUAAUUUUAAGUUGUUAAGAAGCAACAUGUGGUUGCAGUGUCUUUUUUCACCUUAUUAUCUAUGUUAUGUUUUUAAAUUCCAGUCUGCUAUUUCAAUUGCUGUUGUUUGUUCCAAGAAAUACC